Messenger RNA from Pyricularia grisea, 1579 nucleotides. RefSeq lists its product as uncharacterized. The coding region runs from base 220 to 1368 and encodes 382 amino acids. Gene Ontology annotation, biological process: ubiquitin-dependent protein catabolic process. Lineage: Eukaryota; Fungi; Ascomycota; Sordariomycetes; Magnaporthales; Pyriculariaceae. The record is from RefSeq and is a predicted model, not a curated record. The transcript is spliced from 2 exons. Gene Ontology annotation, molecular function: structural molecule activity. Gene Ontology annotation, cellular component: cytosol; proteasome regulatory particle, lid subcomplex; nucleus.
AAGCAUCAGCGCGGGCGGCGGACAUACACUCCAUCAUCUACAAACGAAGCUCCGAAUCGACAUCCCGCCAACUCACAACGGCACCAUCUAAAAUACACCUCCAUCGAUCCUGCAUCCGCAAAACACCUUUGAUUCUGCGUUGUUUACAUUCAAACUUAGCUAUCCACUCCGGAAUCAGAUAACGUAUUCUGGGUCGAUUCAAUCCGAACCCCACUCACCAUGAGCGCCGAUACGGUCGCCGAUUUCCUUGCCGACCAGCGGGACGAAGCUCCGGAAGAGCUCCAGCCGCUUAUUCUUAAGUUUGAGGAUUACUGGGAGAGGAAAUUAUGGCAUCAACUUACUGAAGCCUCCCUCGAGUUCUUCGACCACCCUAUAAGCCGUCCAGCAAGGCUUCAUUUCUACAAGGUCUUUGUCGCCAAGUUUGCGGAUAAGAUCAACCAGCUCAAGCUGGUAGACAUAGCCCUCAAGGCCGCCACAGCUGCUAAAGAUCCCAAAGAGCGACUACAGUUCCUCGAGACGGUUGCCAAGAAGGUCGACGAUGAAGACUCGCAAGAUGCCUACGUCUUUGCUCUGAUCGCAGUGGCGAGGGUGAAGCUGGAUCUGAAGGACCCCGAGGGAACAAGGAAAGACCUCGACAAGGCCGAGAGGAUACUGGAUAGCUUUGACAGCGUCGAGACGGUCGUCAGCGCUGCCUUCUACAGUGCACAGGCCGACUACUACCAGGCCCAGGCCGAUUUUGCAUCAUACUACCGCAACGCCCUCCUAUACUUGGCCUGCAUCGACGUCUCGGCCCUGACGCCAGAGGAGCGUCGCUCGCGGGCAUACGACUUGGCCAUUGCCGCCCUAGCCUCCACCUCCAUUUACAACUUUGGCGAGCUCCUGCUCCACCCUAUCUUGGAUGCCCUGACCCUGAGUGACAAGGAUUCGUGGCUGCGGGAACUUCUCUUCGCCUUCAACCGCGGCGACCUGGCCGCCUACGAUGUCCUCUCGGGCCAUAUCGGCUCGAACCCGCUCCUGGCCAAGCACCGCGGUCAGCUGAGGCAAAAGAUCUACCUGGCCGCCCUGACCGAGGCCGUCUUCCGCCGCCCGCCCCACGACCGCGCCAUGACCUUCCAGACCAUUGCGCGCGAGACCAAGGUGCAGCCUGACGAGAUCGAGCACCUCGUCAUGAAGGCCCUAAGCCUGGGUCUCCUGCGCGGCAACAUCGACCAGGUCGACGAGGUCGCCCACAUCAACUGGGUCCAGCCCAAGGUCCUCGACAUGAAGCAGAUCGACAACAUGCGCCUGCGCCUCAAGGACUGGGACUCGAGCGUUAACCAACUCGGCAACUGGAUCGAGGGCGUGGGUCAGGAUGUGUGGGCUGUCUAAGAGGGGUGAUAUGCGGGUGGAGGAGAAACGAAGCUCGGCUCUGUCGGUAGGGCGUCCCAAAAGGGUGAAUCGUUCUUCCGACUGGAGAUGGCAUUGGCGAACAAAAGACUCGCUUCACGAUGUGUAUCAUAGCUAGAGGUUAUAGAGCCUGAGGAUAAUGGGAGACAUUAUGAGGGACGUCACGUCAUGAAAAAUCAAAAGAAUUUCAAUG